AUGUCGGAUUCCGGGCGGUUAGAGGAUCCGAAUCCCGAUGCAAGUGCAAGCAGCUCGAACACCACUACCACUACGACUUCGGAAGAGGAGAGACUCGUGAAAAAUGCUCAAUGUGCGAAAAAGGAGUUGGAAGCGUACUACAAAAACCAAAACGAAAUACUGGAUCACUACAAACAAGACAGCGAACAGAUAGAAGCGACACGGCGGACACGUAUACGUCUUCGUAGUUCCACGGCCGUUUCCGGUGAUUCAUCAGCAGAAUCUGACGUCGAGAAUCAACAAGAAGCGUUACGGAGAGCCUCCACAAUCUCCAUGAAAUCAUCGAAAGAUUCUCUGCUUCUUCGUCACGAAGACGCUCAGAACGAGGAGUUGAAACUGGCAAAAGCGGCCGCCCGUCUUGCGAAUAUCACUCUUUUCGUGAAUUUAGUUUUGAUGAUUGCCAAGAUUGUGGCCUCUUAUCUCUCCGGAUCCAUGUCUAUCAUCUCUUCUAUGGUGGAUUCCGUCGUUGAUUUGACAUCUGGAGCCGUGUUAUCGAUUAGUUCCAGAAUGAUUCGGAAACGUGAUCCGUAUCAAUAUCCACGUGGAAGGACUCGUGUUGAGCCACUUUCAUUGAUUUUGAUCAGUGUUAUUAUGGGAAUGGCUAGUGUUCAAUUGAUCAUCUCAUCGGUUACACGGAUUCAUGAUGCUGCAGCCGAUGGCCAAAAAGACGAGAUGAACGUGAGCUGGCCAACGAUUGGAAUUAUGGGAUCGACGAUCGCCGUGAAGCUCACUCUCUUCUUCGUCUGUCAGAAAUACAAAUCCAACUCAUCCAUCAAAGUGCUCUCUUUGGACAACCGCAACGACUGUAUCUCAAUCACAAUGGCCUUGGCUUGUGCCUGGCUCGCCUACUACUACGGUGCCAAACCGGGUGAAUCCAACACGGGCGUCUCACUCCUCGGACUCUGCCCAUCCGCCGGUUGUGACCUGUACUAUCUGCACUGCUAA
Caenorhabditis remanei is the source of this 984-nucleotide messenger RNA. RefSeq lists its product as uncharacterized. Gene Ontology annotation, molecular function: monoatomic cation transmembrane transporter activity. The record is from RefSeq and is a predicted model, not a curated record. Lineage: Eukaryota; Metazoa; Nematoda; Chromadorea; Rhabditida; Rhabditidae. Gene Ontology annotation, cellular component: membrane. Bases 1 to 984 code for a protein of 327 amino acids. Gene Ontology annotation, biological process: monoatomic cation transport; transmembrane transport. The transcript is spliced from 5 exons.